This is a messenger RNA of Ziziphus jujuba (common jujube), 1465 nucleotides long. RefSeq names its product ethylene-responsive transcription factor-like protein At4g13040. Gene Ontology annotation, biological process: regulation of DNA-templated transcription. Lineage: Eukaryota; Viridiplantae; Streptophyta; Magnoliopsida; Rosales; Rhamnaceae. The record is from RefSeq and is a predicted model, not a curated record. Gene Ontology annotation, molecular function: DNA-binding transcription factor activity; DNA binding. The transcript is spliced from 7 exons. The coding region runs from base 540 to 1250 and encodes 236 amino acids.
CUGCUCUUUUUUCUAAUGCGUUGUUUUGGUCCUUGCUUUGGUCCAUGCUUAGCUUUGCUUUUUGUUUUUACUGAGUCUAUGGCAAUGGGCAUUUUGCGUUGACGGGCUUUUGAGCUUCGAAAACUGUUCUUUUUCUCUUGUUGGUUUAAUGGGUUCCUCUUAAUUUUCGUGUUUUGGGAUGUUUUGACUGUGUUUUCUUGGUGUCUAUUUUGUAUCUGGGCAUCUGGGUUUGUGGCCCUUUGAGAAAGGUGGUAGGUUGGUAUGGUUGACUUAACACGCAAAGGACAGAGAUUAGUAAGUUCUUGUAAAUGAGAUGUUUUGGUGUGUAUGUUGGUUCUUGGAAAUCUAAUUUCGCUUAUCAUGAUGUGUGAUUUGGACUUUCUGAGUGUGGACUGUAAAAGGGAAUCGUCAAUAUGCAAGUUGAAGAUGGCUGCUCUGCUUGCUAACCCAGAAUUGACGCCAUUGAAGCAGGAGUAAGGUGAUAUAUAGAAAGACUAUAAAGUGACUGUUUUGCAUUGCCAAGAAAAUUGCAUACAACUAUGGUGAGCUUAAGAAGGCGCAAACUCUUGGGACUAUGCUCUGGAAGAAGUUCUUUCCUAGAUCCACUUCCUAGGUUUUCUAGCAAUGGAAUUGCUCCUGCAAAUUCCCAAUACACCAGACCUGUCAGUGUGCAUCCCAUGCCUUCAGAUGAUGCUGACCAUCUAGAGCUUCAGAAAAUGAGUGCAAAAGUAGGACCUGGAUCAUCAAAUGUAUCUGGUUCUAGUUUCUCUAGCAUAUCCAAAGAUCAGCAUAACCAGCCAGUUGCAGGCCCACCAAUAAAGCGCAGAAAGCGACACAGGAGAAAGCAUUUUCAGAACCAAGAACCAUGCCUGAUGAGAGGUGUCUAUUUCAAAAAUAUGAAAUGGCAGGCUGCAAUAAAAGUUGACAAGAAACAAAUCCAUUUGGGUACUGUUGGUUCACAAGAAGAGGCUGCACACCUGUAUGACAGAGCUGCUUUCAUGUGUGGGAGGGAGCCGAACUUCGAGCUAUCAGAGGAAGAGAAACAAGAACUGAGGAAAUUCAAAUGGGAAGAGUUCUUAGCAAUGACUCGCCAUGCAAUAACAAAUAAAAAACAUAGAAGAAGGCUUGGGGCAGAGUCACAGAAGAGGUCUGAGCCUUCUCGAUUGCAAAAUGGUGAUUGGGAAGGAAAGAAUGAAGUCAAUGAUCUCUCGGCUUCAGAAGAUAUGGAGCCAGAUACCUCAGCCUCUUGAAAUAAUUACGGUUCAAGCACAAGGCUGAAAUUUUCAGUUCUAACAGUUAAGUUUCUAGUUUAUAGGCCUCCAAUUUUUUGGUGUAUAAAGGUCCAUAUUAGGGCCAAUGAUGGUAGAUUAAUUAACUUCUAGUAAUCAAAUUCCAAUAAAAGAGUUAUAUAUAUAUAUAUAUAUAUAUAUAUUAUUCAUAAUAGUCAAUAAUCAUUUCGUAAUUA